Dothidotthia symphoricarpi CBS 119687 is the source of this 1002-nucleotide messenger RNA. RefSeq names its product geranylgeranyl pyrophosphate synthetase. The record is from RefSeq and is a predicted model, not a curated record. The coding region runs from base 1 to 1002 and encodes 333 amino acids. Lineage: Eukaryota; Fungi; Ascomycota; Dothideomycetes; Pleosporales; Dothidotthiaceae. Gene Ontology annotation, molecular function: prenyltransferase activity. Gene Ontology annotation, biological process: isoprenoid biosynthetic process. The transcript is spliced from 3 exons.
AUGGAAACCGAUGAUGAUCGUGAAGCAGGAGCUCAGCCUUCGACGCCUUCAAAUACCCCGCUUACUCAAAGUACUACCGAUCAAUCACAAUGGACAGAAGAUAAAGAACAGAUUCUACUAGGACCUUACGAAUACAUCGCGAACCAGCCUGGGAAGGAUCUCAGAAGCCAGUUCAUCUCUGCCUUUAACAUGUGGUUGAAUGUCCCUGGCAAGAGCCUGGAGGUCAUCAUUGGAGUGAUCAAGAUGCUACACAAUGCGUCACUACUAGUCGACGAUGUGGAAGAUUUCUCAGUUCUCCGACGUGGCAUUCCAGUUGCAAAUAGCAUCUUCGGUAUUGCUCAAACGAUCAAUUCUGCGAAUUAUGUCUACUUCAGAGCACUAUCUGAGCUGGCAUCGUUGGACAACCCCGAGCUGUUGAAAAUAUUCACGUCAGAACUUCUUAAUUUGCACAGAGGACAAGGGCUAGACCUAUACUGGAGAGACAGCCUGAUCUGUCCUAGCGAGUGUGAAUACAUGGAGAUGGUGGACUACAAGACGGGUGGUCUGUUCCGUUUAGCCGUGAGACUCAUGCAAGCGCAAAGCCAGAUACCAAUAGACUGUUCACCUCUCGUCACAACCAUUGGACAGAUGUUUCAGAUUCUGGACGACUAUCUCAAUCUAUCUUCUACUGGAGACUACAGUGCAUUGAAAGGCUUCUGCGAAGACCUAACAGAGGGCAAGUUUUCAUUCCCCAUGAUACAUGCGAUACGGGCAGACCCUUCAAAUCAUGUACUCAUCAAUAUCCUGAGGCUACGAACAACAGAUCAGGAGGUGAAGAAAUACGCGUUGGGAUACAUCGAGAGUGUGGGUAGUCUCAAGUACAGUGAAGACGUGAUCAAGGGCUUGAAGGAAAAGGCUGAGCAUUUGAUAGACGAUAUUGAGUCGCAACUAGGGCAAGAAAGUUGCGUAGGAGAGGGCGCUAAUGCAGUCAGGAAACUGCUUAAGAACUUGAGUGUUAGAUGA